UGUCUUAAAAGACUGAGGAGGUGCUUGGGAGUCUGUUUUGGAAUUGUGUUGGGAUUCAGGACAGCAGGGUGAGGAUCUGGGAUCAGAGAGGAAACACCAUCUAAACCAGGAUGAGGACUGUGGUGCUGCUCUUUCUGGCUUUCAUAUCGGCCGCGGCGAUCCGACAAAGAAGUCAAUUCACACGUUAUCGAUCAUGGAACUCCCAGAUGUAUCCGGUUUGGCAGGAUGGAGACCCGAGGUUCAGGAACUGCUGGUUUGGAGGUGAGGUGACCUUUGACCUGAAGAAUGACGCACCAACUCUGACAGGAGCAAAAGCAACUUUCAACAUCAACCUAAACUUCCCCCCGAACCAGACCGCUCUGCCCGAUGGUCAGGUGGUGUGGGCGCAGAACUGCACCAUCAAUGGACGCCAGUAUCAGGAGGGUCAGGCUGUGUAUCCGGACCAGAACCCAGAGUGGACUGGAGUUUUCCCUGACGGUACAGCGUUCACCAGAACUCAGAACCGGACCCAGGACAGGAAACCCCGCUACGUGUUUGUGUGGAAGACUUUAGGUCGGUACUGGCAGGUUGCAGACGGACCUUCCUCCUCACUCACCAUCGGGACAGACAAUGUCCCUCUGGGCUCCUACAACAUGGAGGUUGUCAUCUAUCACUGCAGAGGAAAAAACAAGUUCAUCCCCCUCGGCUAUGCCUCAACGGUCUUCACCAUCACAGACCAGAUUCCAUUCAGGAUCUCACUUUCUCAAGUCAACGAUGUGAAUCAGAACGACCAGAACUUCAUCCAGAACCAAGCCAUCGCCUUCACCAUCACGCUCCACGACCCCAGCCAGUACCUGACUGGUGCAGACAUCAGCUUCAGCUGGGACUUUGGUGACACCAGUGGGACACUCAUCUCCAGGGAGCGCUCUGUCACACACACUUACCUCUCAGUAGGAACCUUCAAACCUCAGGUGGUCCUGAUGGCGAGCAUUCCUAACACGUGUCCUGACCCAGCAGUUGUUCCCAUUGAUGCUUCGGCAGCUCCAGCUGUUGUAGUCAUGGCCUCCACCCCUGCAGCUGUCCCAGCUGCUCUAGCGGAAGGAGGAGAUGCAGUUGCCCUGGAUAUUUCUGCCUCUGAUGCCACUCCAGUGCAGCCAGCUGAGGAGGAACCGGUUGCUGAAACCGACACAGAGGCAGUAGAAGUCGCUGCGUCAGUGGCUCCUGCAGGAGUAGAUGAAGCCGUUGUCCCUGCAGAGCAAGAUCCUGCCAACACAGCUGCUCCUGCUGCAGAAGCAGAUGUUUCUGAGGAGGAGGAGACUGAUGUAGCUGCAGAUACAGCCACUGUUGCACCGGCAGCUGAAACACAAGCGGAGACAGCUGCUGAGGGAGCUGAAAUCGUGCCUGUGGCUGAUGCUGCUGCUUCAGCCAUACCUGUUGCAGAGAACGAAGAAGCUGCAGUUGAGGCUGCUGACGCCAUCACCAUUGCUCCUGUGGUGGAUGUAGCUGUGGAGCAGGAAGCUGUUGAUGCUCCUGUAGAGACUGCUGAGGCUACUUCUGUCGCCACAGAAGUGAUCCAAGCUGAAACCGUAGCCGCUGCUGAAAAUGUUGUUGCUCUCGCUGACACUGAGGCCACGGCUGCAGAAGGGGGAGCUCCAGCUGAUGAGGCUGAAAUAGUGGAAAACGCAGUCACAGCUACUGUAGCAGCUGCAGAAGAAGCAGCUCCAGCUGAGGCUGAGGUUCAGGUUGAAGUGGAAGCAGAUCCUGCUCAGGUUGCUCUGGUUGUAGCCAAAAGACAAGCGCCAGAGCUCACAGCAGACUGCACCAUCUACCGCUACGGCUCCCUCGCUACAUCUGUGGAUGUUGUUCAGGGAAUAGAAAGUGUGGAGAUUGUUCAAGUCUCCAAUAUCGUGUCAAUGAUGACUGAGCUGGACCAGAAUGCUGUAGAUGUCACUAUUUCCUGUCAAGGAAGUCUGCCAAGCGAGGUGUGCACCGUUAUCUCUGAUGCUGACUGCAUCACACCGAUCCAAACCAUCUGCAAUGCAGCCUCACCCUCUCCAGACUGCCAGCUGGUCCUUCGUCAGUUCUUCAACGACACCGGAGUCUUCUGCCUCAACGUGUCUCUGACCAAUGACGUCAGUCUGGCCGUGGCGAGCGCGAGAGUCAAUGUGGCAGUGGCUUCUGGUGGAUCACCAGCUGGAACUGCUGCAACUGUGCUGGGUGGGAUGGUCCUGGCCUGUGUGGUUUGUUGUUUGGGUUUGAUGUACAGGCGGUUUAAGCAGUACCAGCCACUGAGGGAGAGCCAGGAGGACGCUAACAGAGGCAGCUUCGCAGUAACGUCGGUACCUUUGAUGCUGUGGAAUCUGCUGAGUCGACAGUCACCAGGAGAAAGCCGUCCACUUCUUCAGGGAAGGGUUGUGUGAAAAUCAAUCCACGUGCUAAAAUCAUCUGCUAACAGUUUGGCUUCAUGUUUGUCACUCUGUAAUGACACCAGAUGGUCCAGACACCUGAAACAUGCACAUGUUGAGAAAACCAACUCAUGUACAAAUCAGGAUUUUUACUGAAAUAAUGAAAAAUAUUUAUUAUGUCCUACAACAGGACCGGUAUCCAGCACCUUUUAGUUUUAACCUUGCUUCAACGCACCUGAUUUCAAUCAGCAGGUGAUUAACAGGCUUCUGCAGAGCCUGAUGAGCUGCUGCACAGGUGCUUUAACCGCUGAAUCUUGUGUGUUGGAGCAGAGAAACCACCAAAAUGUGCUGGAUACCGGCCCUCGAGGCUGUGAAUAGCCCUGUUCUACAACAUCUUUAUAAUCACAUAAUAAUUAUCACAGCUGUAUUUGUGGCCUGCUUAUACUAAACAUAUGAAAUAUAUUUCAAUUAAUUUCUUACAGUUUAAUAAAGUUUUCCACAGAAAUAUCAUGUGAGUGACUCUGAAAUAAAAACAUUCAACUAAUUAC
Molecule: messenger RNA, 2932 nt
Organism: Nothobranchius furzeri (turquoise killifish)
Lineage: Eukaryota; Metazoa; Chordata; Actinopteri; Cyprinodontiformes; Nothobranchiidae
Gene: pmela
Product: premelanosome protein a
Biological process (GO): melanosome organization
Cellular component (GO): plasma membrane; melanosome
Source: RefSeq, a predicted model, not a curated record